Verticillium alfalfae VaMs.102 is the source of this 516-nucleotide messenger RNA. RefSeq lists its product as hypothetical. The coding region runs from base 115 to 516 and encodes 133 amino acids. NCBI's taxonomy places the organism in Eukaryota, Fungi, Ascomycota, Sordariomycetes, Glomerellales, Plectosphaerellaceae. The transcript has 3 exons. The record is from RefSeq and is a predicted model, not a curated record.
UGACCUUGCUGCGUAGAGGUCCCUCCCGGAAUCGUACUCACAGUGCCUUGGUGGCAUUCCCAUGCACUAUUGACAUAUAAAGAACAGCGUCCACGUCGUUUGCAUCUCAUCGUCAUGGCUUCUCGACUUAUCCCUCGUUUUCGUCCUGCCCAGCCCAACUUAUCCACCAUCACCCGGUUCCAACACAGUAUGACAUCCUCCGCCGCACCUCGUAAGUAUGAGUGGCUUGUUGUCGUUCCUGACAAGCCCAAUACCCUCGCCAAGCGCCUCGAGGUCCGCCCUACGCACUUCAAAAACCUCCAGGACAAGCUUGAUGCCGGUAUUUUUAAGAUGGGGGGCGCUCUCUUGGACGAUGUCCCUGCGGAUGAUGAGCCUUCGAGCUUGAAAUUCAACGGCAGUACUCUGGUUUGUCUCGCAGAAUCCAAGGAGGAGAUUAUGGGUUGGCUGGAGAAGGAUGUUUAUGCUGAGGCUGGAGUCUGGGAUCUUGAAAAGAACAGUAGGGAGACUGUUGUAUAA